Molecule: messenger RNA, 1245 nt
Organism: Nymphalis io (European peacock)
Lineage: Eukaryota; Metazoa; Arthropoda; Insecta; Lepidoptera; Nymphalidae
Exons: 9
Coding region: 1-1245 (414 amino acids)
Biological process (GO): detection of chemical stimulus involved in sensory perception of smell; sensory perception of smell
Cellular component (GO): plasma membrane
Molecular function (GO): odorant binding; olfactory receptor activity
Source: RefSeq, a predicted model, not a curated record
AUGAAGAUUUUUAAUUUAAUUUGGAAAAAAAUCACAGACACUGAUGCUUUAGAAUCAGCAAGUGGAAAUCUCGAAUUAAAAUUUUACGAAUUAAUUUAUCGCGUCACAUAUAUUUUCGGCCUCUCGACUUCUGACUACAGCGUGGCAUAUUGGAUCUACAGUACUGCAGUAAAGACACUGUUGGUGUUGCUCGUGUGCUGUGAAUUCUGGAACUUCUUCAGUAUUACUUGGAAUAUUGAAGAAGUUAUAGAUGGAAUUAACAUUAUCUUAAUACAAUUGGGCGCUUUUUACAAAUACAGAGUGCUGAUUUCAAAUAAACACGUAUUCAAAAGUCUUGCUUCUUCUAUGCAGUCAGGGAAUUUUGAUUUGUCGACUGAAAGGAGGAAAAAUAUAUUGGAAACCUGGCAGGCGAGGAACGAGGCCUGGCUUAAAUUACUGUUGGGAAUAGGGACUUGCACUGUUGUUGUGUGGCACAUCUAUCCUCUUAUGGACGAGCUGGAGUACAAUUUGAUGGUGUCCAUUAGAUUACCUUUUGAUUUUAAAACACCAGUUCGAUACACGAUCACUUAUGUCAUUACCAUGAUAGCUUUUUCCCUAAUAAGUUAUUUUGUUAUGACGAAUGAUCUCACUGUACAAGUUCACUUAAUGUAUAUACUUUGUCAAUUUUCAAUACUUAACGACUGUUUCAAGAAUAUAUUAACUGAUUGCCAAUCAUGUUUUAAAGAUAUUGAUACGGAAAAUUUACAUUUAUAUAAAGAAUUUACUCAAGUGUAUAAGAGAAGAUUAGGUAAUUUGGCAGAUCAACAUAAACUCAUAUUACGGAAUACAUUGAAACUUCGCGAUAUAAUGAGUUUAUCCAUGUUAAUUCAGCUGGCGACCAGUACAACGCUUAUGUGUUCCAUAAGCUUUCAACUUACAACGUCAGUGAACGUGAAUAUGACAAAAGGACUUAUGAGUCUGUUUUAUCUCGGAUACAAUAUGUUCGUCCUUUACACAAUUUGUAGAUGGUGCGAAGAGAUAAAAAUUCAGAGCGAAAGUAUAAGUGAAGCAGUAUAUUGUUCGCGAUGGGAGCAUGGUAUUGUGAUGGUGCCGGGAGUGAGAACCUCCAUUUUACUGAUAAUGGCUCGUGCUCAAAAACCCACUGGAUUGUCCGCUGGAGGCAUGUACGAACUGUCUUUGGAAGCGUAUACCAAUAUGGUGAAAACUUCAUACAGCGCCCUGACAAUUCUUCUCCGUCUUCGUUAA